Funneliformis mosseae is the source of this 891-nucleotide messenger RNA. NCBI's taxonomy places the organism in Eukaryota, Fungi, Glomeromycota, Glomeromycetes, Glomerales, Glomeraceae. The record is from the annotation of a GenBank genome assembly.
AUGGGAAUUAUUAUUUGUAAACCGAGGAUUUAUAAAACCGAUUCGAAUGAGGAAAGUAAGGAAUCAUUAAUGUUUAUUGAACCAAAUGACGAGCCAAUUGUGACAAAUUAUUUAUUUCCUAAAAAUGACGAUGAAAUUGAUAGAAUUCAUUAUCAGCAUUACAUCUAUAAAGAAGUAUGGGAAGGGAAUUUUUCGGCACCCGUUGAUAAAUUAUUGGAAAGCAGUACAAAAGUGUUAGAUGUAGGUUGCGGACCUGGAACUUGGACAAUGGAAAUGGGCGAAUUAUUUCCUGAAGCCCAAUUUGUUGGAAUCGAUUUUAUACCAACUUACCCUUCAGAGAUAAAACCACCCAAUGUUUCAUUUGAGAAACAUGAUAUACUUGAAGGUAUUCCAUACAAAGAUAAUACAUUUGACUACGUUCACAUGAGAUUUAUGAUGUUUGCGUUUACCCCUGAGAAUUGGAGAACCGUCAUUGAAGAACUUAUCAGGGUAUGCAAACCAAAUGGUUGGAUUGAAUUAAUGGAAGAGGAUUUAGAAAUUCACGGCGCGGGUCAGAAAACAAGCCAACUUAGUAAAGCCAUUGUCGAAGAGAUGAAGAAGCGAGGGAUAGAGAUCGUCAUCACUUCGCAAAUAUCCAAACUUUUGGAUAGCCUCAACCCCAACUCGGAGAUUAUUAAACCAUGCAUGAUGCAAUUAAAAAAUCUAAAAUGGGGUGCGAAAAAUUUGGCUAACGCUGUGAGAUCGAAUCAAUUGUUUAAAAAUAAUGAUGGUGAGGAUGAUGAUUCGUAUAGUAAGAUGGUGGAUGAAGUUUUCGAGGAAUGCGAGAAGGGGGAAACUUAUGUCAUAAGCCAUAGAUUUUACAUGUUAAAGCACGAUGGUCAUGUUUCAUAG